This is a messenger RNA of Daucus carota subsp. sativus, 842 nucleotides long. Its product is annotated as dirigent protein 22. Bases 136 to 702 code for a protein of 188 amino acids. The record is from RefSeq and is a predicted model, not a curated record. The transcript has a single exon. Lineage: Eukaryota; Viridiplantae; Streptophyta; Magnoliopsida; Apiales; Apiaceae.
GCAAGUCAACAACAAUACAAUGCCAGCAUUUCAUUUCCACACUUGAAAUAUACACAACCAUAAUAGGCCACAACCCCAUAUAUACACACAUUCGGUGCCUAACCAUAUUCAUAACCCACUCCUCUCAUUUUCACAAUGUCUGCCAUCUCCCUCCUCUCGGCACUUUCCAUUCUCUCCCUCCUCCUGCUCACAGGAGAAUCGCAAGACUUCACCAAAAGAAUACCCAAAAACAGCCUAGGCCUCAAAAAAGAGAAGCUGAGCCACCUCCACUUCUACUUCCACGACAUCGUCAGCGGCCGCCACCCCACCGCCGUCCGGGUGGCUUCCGCGGCCAUAACCAACACUUCAUCCACAGGAUUCGGAGCUGUUGUGAUGAUCGAUGAUCCUCUCACUGUGGGCCCAGAACCGGGUUCCAAACAAGUGGGAAGAGCGCAGGGAAUCUACGCUUCUGCGUCGCUAAGUGAGGCUGGAACAUUGUUGAUGGUGUUAAACUACGCUUUUACGGAAGGGAAGUAUAAUGGGAGUACGUUGAGUAUAUUAGGCCGGAAUCCGGUGUUUUCUGCCGUGAGAGAGAUGCCGGUGGUCGGAGGAAGUGGGCUUUUCCGGUUUGCACGGGGCUAUGCGCAGGCGAGGACUCAUUUUUUUGACCUUAAAACUGGGGAUGCUGUUGUGGAGUAUAAUGUCUAUGUUUUUCAUUACUAACUAUACGUGGUUUGUAUUGAGUUUAGCUUCAGUUUGAGUUUUGUUUUCUUGCUCACCUUAUUAUCGGAAUACGCAGAUGCUUCAUUUAUUGAGAUGAAAUUAUACAUAACAUGACCACGCUGGUUGGUUUUUCAUAUAUA